CUCCAAGCAGUCUUCUUUGAGCCCCAGGAUCCAGGCAAGUCCAGAACCUUCCAGUUGGGCACAGUGGGCACAAUGUUGCCUGUCCUGCUAUCUCUACUGCUGCUCCUGCUUCCUGCAGCCCCCCAGGAGACCCACGCUGGGCCUUACUCCCUGAGCUUCCUGUACACAGGGCUGUCCAAGCCCAGCAAGGGCUUCCCCAGCUUUCAGGCCACUGCCUUCCUCAAUGACCAGGCCUUCUUCCAUUAUGAUAGUGAAGGCAGGAAGGCUGAGCCCCUGGGCCCCUGGACCCAAGUGGAGGGCAUGGAGGACUGGGAGAAGGAGAGUGAACUUCAGAAGGCCAGGGAGGACAUCUUCAUGGUGACCCUGAGAGACAUCAUGGACUAUUACAAGGACAAAGAAGGGUCUCACACCUUUCAGGGAAUAUUUGGUUGUGAGCUCUGGAAUAACAAAAGCAGCAGAGCAUUCUGGAGGUAUGCCUACGAUGGACGGGACUUCAUCGAGUUCAACAAAGAAAUCCCAGCCUGGGUCCCCCAGGACCCAGCAGCUCUAAACACCAAGAAGAAGUGGGAGGCUGAAGAAGUCUAUGUGCAGCGGGCCAAAGCCUACCUGGAAGAGGAAUGCCCAGGGAUGCUGCAGAGGUACCUGCUCUACAGCAGGGUCCACCUGGACCGGCAAGAGCCUCCCUCUGUGACACUCACCAGCCACAUGGUCCCUGGAAAACACAGGACACUCAAGUGCCUGGCCUAUGACUUCUACCCCCGAGGAAUCAGUCUGCGCUGGACUCAGGGAGGCGAUGCGCAGGACACUGAGGCGGGGGGAGACGUCCUUCCCAGUGGAAAUGGCACCUACCAGUCCUGGGUGGUGGUAGGAGUGCCCCCUCAGGACAGAGGCCCCCGCUCCUGCCAUGUGCAGCACAGCAGCCUGGCCCAGUCCCUUGCUGUGCAGUGGGACAGGAGGCAGGAAGCAGGGCCUGGAGGUGAUGUGGGGACUUGGGCGCAGUAGCCAUCCUUCCUGUGGGCCACAAGAGCAAUGAACCCUACAACUCACUGCCAAUGUCAUCAUUGAGGCCCGGGUGGCAGGCAAGAGACAUGUGGUGGGUUCGGAGAUGAAAGACUUUUGAAUGCCUGGCACCGCGCUGACUCACUGCCAAGCCGCCUUGCAGAGUCCAGUUUUCUUAUCUGUAAAAUCAAAUCAACAAUAAUCGCCUUGCCUGAUACACAGUAUAGAAAAGUAUUUUUAAAGUGUGAAAUGCUGUCUAAA
Molecule: messenger RNA, 1260 nt
Organism: Manis javanica (Malayan pangolin)
Lineage: Eukaryota; Metazoa; Chordata; Mammalia; Pholidota; Manidae
Gene: AZGP1
Product: alpha-2-glycoprotein 1, zinc-binding
Biological process (GO): immune response; positive regulation of T cell mediated cytotoxicity; antigen processing and presentation of endogenous peptide antigen via MHC class Ib
Cellular component (GO): external side of plasma membrane
Source: RefSeq, a predicted model, not a curated record